AUGGAAUCCCUCUUCCUCCGCACCGCUCCCCCCUUAGGCCCAGCAUGGCUCGCCUUCGAAGAACAGUCCGGCCUCAACAACCCACGCCAGGAGCUCCCCAUAGCCGAGCACCAAACUGCCUACGCAGCAGCAUGCCGCUCACUGAACGCCAAGAUGUUGGCCCCCGGGGCUCGGGAUCACCAUCUCUCCCUAAACGUCACCAAGACCGAGCUCACCGUCCCAUCGACACUCGCCUCGCCAUCCGGCGAUGAAGCAAACCGUUACCAAAUUCCAGUGAUACGUUAUCAGCAUGCCACUGCUUCCUCGGCGGGCGAAAGCGCCGCAGCGGGUUCCCAAGCCGAGGAGAAGCAACCGGAUAAGUCUUCUCACUCACCUACCGUCUCAUGCCCACUCAUUCUGCCCAAGACAGCUUAUCACUGUCUGUCCGUUCUCAACUACAUCCUCAACCAACACAGGUCGAACAGCACAAAGAACAAACUCAUCCUAGCAGGGAGUUCCUCUGGCGGCCAACUCGCCGCCCUCCUCUCACAAAACCCCACCACCCUCGGCACAAUCCACGGCGUCCUCCUCCGCUGUCCCGUAACCAGCGACGCCUUCAACGGCCUAGACCCUUACGUCCCAUUGCGUUUUCGACACCUGCACACCAGCGCCUGGGAUCCUUCCUUCUGGAACUCGCUGCUAGGCCAGAUGAAGCGGGCGGUGCCAUGGGACGGGCUGGAGAGGAUGCCGCUCGAGGCGGACGAGGAGACGUUGAAGGAACUGCCGAGGACGUGGAUCCAACUGUGCACGAACGACAGUCUGUACUCGGAUGGGCUCUGCUAUGCGAAAAUGUUGGAGGAGGCCGGGGUCGAGGUGAAGGUCGAUGUGGUGAGGGGGUGGCCGCAUACGUUUUGGUUGAAGGCGCCGGAGUUGGAGAGGGCGUUGGAGGUGGAGGAGGAGAUGGUUAGGGGGCUUGGGUGGCUGCUUGGCUGA
Molecule: messenger RNA, 972 nt
Organism: Sordaria macrospora k-hell
Lineage: Eukaryota; Fungi; Ascomycota; Sordariomycetes; Sordariales; Sordariaceae
Biological process (GO): triglyceride catabolic process
Cellular component (GO): cytosol
Molecular function (GO): triacylglycerol lipase activity; sterol ester esterase activity
Source: RefSeq, a predicted model, not a curated record